Molecule: messenger RNA, 3862 nt
Organism: Linum tenue
Lineage: Eukaryota; Viridiplantae; Streptophyta; Magnoliopsida; Malpighiales; Linaceae
Source: the annotation of a GenBank genome assembly
UUAUUGACGAGUUAGAGAUUGCGAGCCAUCUGAGUGUUCAACGAAUAUACCUGCUACGUUUAGUUGUAGUCCUAGAUGAGAUUACUGAAUUGAUACACAAUGUUAUCGAUACACAAAACACAACAUAGCUGCUAUGCUAUCAUUGGCUUAUCAGCGACAUUAAUGACUUCCAGAGCAGACUAAUUCUUUUCCAGCUGUGCCAACCUUGGAGCUUCAAAGUGGAAUAUGAGAGACCAUAGCAGCCUAGGCCACAGUUCGCCAAGUCCCCACCUGUGUUUCUGUGUUCUGGAUUACGAUUAUGGAUGGGGGAUUGCAGCCCUCUACUGAAUAAAAACCAUUGGCUAAAAGCUUGGAAACGUGGCAACUGUGAAUUGACAAAUCACAAACAUUCCCUCUACCUAAGCCCCAACCUGAUUGCACUAAUGGGUGAUCCCUAUCAAACCCUUUCACCUUCAAAUAAUUCUCCCUCUCCCACUCUCUCUCUGCCCCUGCUACUGUGCAAGUACAGGGACAGGAAGAGUUGAAAAGAAGACUCAACGACUCACUUGGCCCAACACUUCAAUUGCAGCCACUGGUUUGCAUUUCACAUUUAUGAGGGAUCGAUCAUUCAUUCUUCUUUCCCCACAGUUGUGAUUCAGGAAACCAAGGAUCAUCCAUCCUUCAUCCAUCCACCUGCAUUAUAUAAAUACAACAUUGUUAUAGUAUGGAUGACUACACUGCUGCUAGAGGAGGGUGGUGGGUUCAGCAGCUAUACCCUCAUCAACAAGCCUUCUUCACCAUCACAACGAUGAACAGCGCCAAACUCACCUCCCUGCCACUCGUUCGAAGCCAAAGCUCCUCUUCCUCCUCGGCCUCAGGCAGCAAUUCCGAGGAUGAUGGUCCUCAGCAGCAGCAGCAGCAGCAGCAGCGACAGCAGAGCAUAGUGGUUCCGUCCAAUGGCAUCGCUGCUGCGCUAACUGAGGCUAUGGAUAACAAAGAUCAGAUAUGGUCUAUCACUCCUCAAAUCCCAGCAGAUUUAUCAGUUCAAGUGCAAGAUGCUACAUUCACUGUUCACAAGUACCCCUUGGUAUCAAAAUGCGGCUACAUAGGGCGGCUCGAACUUCAGCCUUCAAUUUCAAACUUUCCCUAUGAAGUCAAGCUCGAUAACUUCCCAGGAGGACCAGAAGCAUUCGACGCCGUUCUAAAAUUCUGUUAUGGCCUUCCCCUAGAUUUGAACCCUCAGAAUAUAGCUCAACUUAGGUGUGCAUCAGAGUACCUAGAAAUGAGUGAAGAGCUUGAAGAUGGGAAUCUAGUCACAAAGACAGAAGCUUUCCUCACAUUCGUCAUUCUCUCUUCAUGGAGAGACACAAUCACCGUCCUCAAAUCCUGUGAUGCCCUAUCUCCAUGGGUAGAAAAUCUGCAAAUUGUUAGGAGAUGCUGCGACUCGAUUGCAUGGAAGGCUUCAAGAGACAAUUUGACAACUACUGGGGAACCAGCAACAGCUAGUGACGAUGCAUGGUGGCUGGAUGAUGUGGCUACCCUCCGCAUCGAUCAUUUCAUAAGGGUCAUAACAGCAAUUAGGGCAAAGGGAGCAAACCCAGAGGUAAUUGGCAAGUGUAUAAUGCGCUAUGCAUCAAGAUGGUUAUCAGGAAUGGAUGAUGAAUUAGAAGAUGUAAGAGGCUAUGCAAACCAGGGAAAGAAUGGGUUGCAGUUCAGUGUACUAAGUGGGAGGAGAAAGGAAGAUCAGAGUGCUGGAAGCAACAAGGAGAAGAAGGCUAUCAUUGAGAACCUAAUAAGCAUCUUGCCUCCUAAAAAAGAAGCUGUACCAUGUAGAUUUUUAUUGGAGAUGUUGAAGAUGAGUAUUGUUUAUUCUGUAUCGCCAGCUUUGAUCUCACAGCUAGAGAAGAGAGUUGGGAUGACGUUAGAGACGGCCACUGUGAAGGAUUUGCUGAUCCCUAAUUACAAAAAUGAAGAUCAAGGGAAGCUACUAAAAUCACCUGACCAACAACGCACAAUGCACAACCUAGAUGUGGUACAUAGAAUCAUAGAGUAUUUCUUGAUGCAUGAACAGGAUCAGCAGCAACUACAACCAACGCCAGGGAAAUCAAGUGUCAGUAAGCUUCUAGACAGCUAUCUAGCUGAAAUUGCCAAGGAUCCGAAUGUAUCUGUCAUCCAAUUUCAGGUCUUGGCUGAAGCACUGCCAGAAAAUGCUAGAGCAUGCCAUGAUGGCCUGUAUAGGGCCAUUGACACCUAUCUAAAGACUCAUCCUUCACUCUCAGAGCAUGAUCGUAAAAGGGUUUCCAAACUAAUGAUUUGUGAGAAACUAUCCAUGGAUGCCUGCAUGCAUGCAGCACAAAAUGAAAGGUUGCCUCUAAGAACCGCAAUUCAGGUUCUGUUCUCUGAGCAGAUAAAAUUGAGGGCAGCAAUGCAAAGAAAAGAGUCAGCAGCAGAGAGUGGCAAUAUUUCAGAACAGGAGACACACCAAACAGAAACAAAAUCGGAGAUCAUGACACUUAAAGCAGAACUGGAGAAUGUUAAGACACGAAUGGCAGAGUUACAGAAGGACUACGUGGAACUGCAGCUCGACUAUGCUAGGUUAAACAACAAGCAGAAACAGACAGUAUCUUGGAACUUGGGUUGGAAGAGAAUAAGGCCAUCCUCUCUUUUCCAGAGGAAAGCAGAUGGGGAAGAAAUAGAAGAAGGAAGGAAGAGAUCCAAUUCCACAAGCCGUAAACCCAGCUUGAGAAGAAGAAUGUCCGUUUCCUAGAAUUUGAAGCAACAUGCCAAACAUGCAGAAUGUAACUGCAACCAGAGGCUCAAAAGUAAUUUACUGUCUAAUAUGAACUCAAUUCGACCCAUUUGGUUCUUCUGAAGGGGAAUGGUUAGCUAAAAGUAUCAAAUUGGGUCAUCAUUUGAAUGUAAUCAUUUGAGUCAUGCCACAUAAUAUGGCCAAUGCUAUUGCUUCUGUAGUGCUAGAUUAAGCCCAAAUUCAGUUUGAGAGAAUGAUGAUGGUCAUUGCAGUUCGCCACAUUUCCAUGGUGUCAAGCAUCAAUCAAACAGCAGGCUAUCAUAUGGCCAGAUAAUCGAGUGAAUUCAUAUCAAGAUUCCAGUAAGAAAACAAAGAAAACCCCUAGAAGAAACAGCAAUUCAUGGCAAAAACUAAUUUUAUUCAUACGCCUUUAAUCGCACUAAGAACUUCCCGACAAUUAAGUUCAAGAAACCCUACCGAAAUGAGGUAACAAAACAUACCAAACUCCUACCUACCUAGAAGUCCUCAUGCUGCUCCAAGGGAACUUGAGCUUCUCCGCCGUGGCAUCACCACGACGCCCCUUGUACCCUCCACCGCCACCGCGGCCGCUCACAUCCCGAUCCUUCUCCUCUCUUCUCCCGUCGAGCCAAUGCUUCUUCCCACCACCAUCCUCCACGACUUCCCCAGACCUCUGCUGCUUAUUCAUCCUCUCCUUCUCCUGCUCGACAACCUUCAGCGGGAACAAAUCGGGAGAUAUGGAGAGCGGGGUUUUGAGGGUGACGUAGGCCUUCUUGUAGUCAGGCUUGGCGAACAGAAUCCCGCCGCGCUUCUUCUUCUUUCCCUCCAUGUUGAGCGUGCGGACCUUGUCGACGUCGAAGCCGUAGAGCGACUCCAAGACACGCUUGAUUUCGAUUUUGGAAGCGGAAGGGACGGUUUUGAGUGCGAUCUCGUUGAUGUUCUCGUAGGUCUUGGGCAUUAGAAGCUUGAUCGGAAGGUUUGCAAAGUGAAUCACUCUUCUCCCCAACCUGCUCCCCAUUUCUUCCUCUUCUUCCCGCCGCUUCUUCUUCUCCCAACGGCGAGUGUCGCUUGCUUUGUGUUCUAGGCUUCUAGCUGAGCUGAGCGGCUAUGGCGGAA